Messenger RNA from Striga hermonthica, 774 nucleotides. The record is from the annotation of a GenBank genome assembly. NCBI's taxonomy places the organism in Eukaryota, Viridiplantae, Streptophyta, Magnoliopsida, Lamiales, Orobanchaceae.
AUGGCCUUGUCUUCUUGCUUCUUCAGCUCUCACGCGUGUUUAUUAUCUCCCAAGAUAAUCGACCGUCCGAAGCUAGACACUUCGUGUAAGAAUGUCCCGAGCCUUGGAAUAAAGACUGCCCUUGGAAGCAAAAACACUCAGCUGUUUGGAAACAAAGCACAGGAAUGUUUUGGGCAGGCAUUCCUCAGAGGAUCAUCCGGAACUUUCCUUAGAACGAGUCUCGUAGAAACUGCUCGGUGCAGAAAAAGCUCGGCAGUACAUGCUUCGUGGAUGUCGAAUUCUGAGAUUGCUAGCGGUGCUUUUACAUUGGGCACGGCAGCUGUUCUUCCAAUUUAUACGUUCAUGGUUCUAGCGCCUAAAGCCGAGUUUACGAAGAAAGUUGUGGCAAGCAGUGCACCAUUUGCAGUUCUUGGAUUGUUAUACGGUUAUCUAUUAUAUCUAUCAUGGACACCUGAUACAAUUCGUCUUAUGUUUGCAAGCGAAUACUGGCUGCCCGAGCUGCCAGGUAUAGCUAAGAUGUUCUCUAAUGAGAUGACAUUAGCUUCAGCUUGGAUUCAUUUAUUGGCUGUUGAUCUUUUUGCAGCAAGGCAAGUAUAUCAUGAUGGCCUCGAGGACAACAUAGAGACCCGUCAUUCGGUUUCCCUUUGCCUCCUCUUUUGCCCGGUUGGAAUUCUUGUUCAUUUCAUUACGAAAGCCGUAACUCAACAUAGACGAAAAAGAGAACAAGAAUUCACUGACAAGAUAACAGGAUUAAGUGACACGCUCAAAGACUGA